This is a messenger RNA of Ostrea edulis (European flat oyster), 1032 nucleotides long. RefSeq names its product beta-1,3-galactosyltransferase 5-like. Bases 1 to 1032 code for a protein of 343 amino acids. Gene Ontology annotation, molecular function: hexosyltransferase activity. Gene Ontology annotation, cellular component: membrane. The transcript has a single exon. Lineage: Eukaryota; Metazoa; Mollusca; Bivalvia; Ostreida; Ostreidae. The record is from RefSeq and is a predicted model, not a curated record.
AUGCGAAGGGACUUUGUAGUGAUUAUACUGUUGAGUACAGGAUGUGUGGUCUGUCUUUUAUACCUCUACUGCGUGACGUAUAGUGGACUGACACGUUUACAAAGAACCUUGAAGUCGAAUCUAUUACCUCCAAAUUACAAGAGACCCGUACAAACUAAAACGACAUAUCCUUUGACUUUAAAAACAAGAUAUAUAAUCAACAAUGUAAAUAUGUGUCGCAGCCAUACGAAGGUGUCAGCACUAGUCUUUGUUCACAGCGCAGUUGAGAAUUUUUGGAGAAGAAAAGAGAUGCGGGCGACAUGGUUGAAUAUUUCUCACUAUAGUCCAGAAACUGUGUGUGUGAUAUUUCUGGUAGGGACAACACAUAAUAUGGACAUGCAAGACAAGUUACUUAUGGAGAGCAGGAUUCACUGCGAUAUCAUCCAAGGUGACUUCAUAGACUCGUACAGAAACUUGACAAACAAGGGCGUCAUGGGAUUGCGUUGGAUCACGGAGAAUUGUAUGAAUGCCGAAAUCGUAAUCAAGGUUGAUGAUGACUCUUUUAUUAAUCUUUUCAAAUUCUUUGAAAAUUAUGCAUUUUUGAAAAAUCGAAAAAGGCUUAUAUUUUGCAAUGUAUGGGAACCGAAUUCCAUGGACAUAAUUCGAAAUAAAACCAGCAAAUGGUCCGUGAGCGACACAUUUUAUUGGGGGCAUGAACGAUAUCCAUUCCAGUAUUGUAGUGGGUUUGUGGUCUUUCUCUCUACAGAUCUAGUCCGUCCUCUGUACCAAGCCGCGCACACGGCGCCAUUUUUCUGGAUCGAUGACGUUUAUCUGUUCGGAAUUCUGCCGUCCUUUCUAAAAGGCGUGACGUUUGUGCCAUUGGGUGAGAGGUUAUCUUUUCAAUAUUCAAAAGCACACGAUUGUUACAGAGAUCUUAUGAGGAAAUGCAAGUAUCUUGUUAUGCAGGUAAAUGACGGUGAUAUUCUUGAAAUGUGGAAGGCUGUUGUUUACGAUAAGUUUCAGAGUAUCUUUGGAUAUUAUUAUUUUGGAUGA